Molecule: messenger RNA, 975 nt
Organism: Lachancea sp. 'fantastica'
Lineage: Eukaryota; Fungi; Ascomycota; Saccharomycetes; Saccharomycetales; Saccharomycetaceae
Source: the annotation of a GenBank genome assembly
AUGAGUUUUCUAGCCAAACUUGCUGAGCUAAAAAAGCCUGGUGAGCAUUUUCAAGGCGCAAAAUCGGUUAAGACAUCGGCUCAUGGCGAAGUUAAGAACAAUCAUAAAGUGCAAGCGCGCUCAACGAACAAUGAGACUUCAACGCUGCCUUCAAACUACGUCAGACAAGAGGAUCCUGCCGUCAAGCGGUUGAAGGAGCUGCGACGGAAAGAAAAGAUGAAAUUAGCUGCCAAAUCUGGCAAAAAAAUACCGGCGCCGUCGUCUGAUAGGAAGCGGAAGAAGGAAGAACACAGCAUGAACAACACAGACACCAAGUUUCGCAGAAAAAUCGGAGAUUUCAAUAGAAAUGCGAGGCCUAUGCAACCUGUGCAGCGUGCUCCAAUUAAAAAACUGAGUUUCGAAGAACUAAUGAAACAAGCAGACGAAAGAGCCAAAGCAGUAUCACAACCUAAUGCAUCCGCUAGUGAUGGACUCUUGGAUAGGGGAAAGCCCAAAAUAAGGCCUGUUAAGCUUGACUAUGCAAAAAGGAGCGGGUCUGUCAAAAAGAAGAAUAGCAUGCCGCUGCAGCGUUAUCAAAGUGAAAAGACAGCAGCAUCAACAAGGCCUCAUAUUUCAGUCCCUUCGCCUUCUAUUGCGCAGCCGAAUGCCAAACUGCGGAAGAAACUUGAUACGUUGAAAAAGACUAGACAAGCCAAGCAUGAAGUUUACGACGAGGAAGAUGACAUGGAUGAUUUUAUAGAGGAUGAUGAGCAAGAACCAGAGUAUAACCGUGAUGAAAUUUGGGCUAUGUUCAACAAGGGAAGAAAGAGAAGAGACUUUGAGAGCGACGAUGAGUCGGACAUGGAGGCUAACGAAAUGGAAAUUCUGGAAGAAGAAGAACAAGCAUCGAGAAUGGCCAGACUAGAGGAUAAAAAGGAAGAACAAUGGUUGAAGCGCCAUGAGGAAAAGAAGAGGAAAAAAUUCGGUAGGUCCUAA